Molecule: messenger RNA, 1263 nt
Organism: Anastrepha obliqua
Lineage: Eukaryota; Metazoa; Arthropoda; Insecta; Diptera; Tephritidae
Product: gustatory receptor for sugar taste 43a-like
Exons: 12
Coding region: 1-1263 (420 amino acids)
Biological process (GO): sensory perception of taste
Cellular component (GO): membrane; dendrite; neuronal cell body
Source: RefSeq, a predicted model, not a curated record
AUGGAAAUCAACGAGUCAUCUUUAAGUGUGUUUUAUCUCAGCAAAGUUCUAGGCUUAGCUCCGAUUUCGAUUCGUCAAGAGGCGAAAGGCGCAAUUGAGAUAAGGCGUAGCAUUUUGUUGUCCGCAUACUCGGCUGCUUUAGGCCUGAUCCUGGUGGUUCUUAGCAUCGAGGGCUUAUUAUUCGAUGUAAAUUCGGAAGUUCCUUUGCGAAUGAAUACUUCUACCUCCAAAGUGGUAACUGCGUUCGAUGUGACUGUGGUGGUGUUGUCGAGUGCUGCUGGCAUGGGUUGCGGUCUCUUCAGCGUGAAACCUACACAAGAGCUCAAUUCACGUUUAAGGAAGUUCGAUGCCGAAAUGCAUUCUUUUUCGAACUUCAAACGUGAUCGCAUUGUAGCCAGACUAUUGGCCACAAUCCCGUUGAUAAUAACUGCAGUACUGAUAGGGUUUGACAUAUGGACAUGGUUACUCCAAGUCGAAAUCGGACCAAACAAGUCUCGCAAAACCAAUAUCGAAUGGUAUUUACCAUUUUAUUUCCUUUAUUUUAUCAUGAUGGGAUUCCAUGUUUUAUUCGCCAACACUGCCUUUGGACUUGGCAGACGUUUUCGCCGUUUAAAUGAAACGUUGAGGAGUCAUUAUCUUACAGAUAAAAAAGUUUACGGUGUUAUGAAAAAUCAUUCUAAUAGCAUUAGAAUCACUCCAGGUAAUACGAUGUCACUACAUGAGAGUAUACAACAUUUGCAAAGCGAAUCAAUGAAUAAAGAAAAUUUAGGAAAAACACGAGUUUGCCUGUUGCGAUCACUUGCCGACCAUCACGAAUCUUUGGGCAAAUGUGUGCAAAUUUUUUCACACACCUAUGGCACUGCUGUGCUUUUCAUCCUAGUAUCCUGCCUGCUGCACGUGGUGGCCACUUCCUAUUUUCUAUUUGUGGCGUUGCUAAAUCGAAAUGCUACCGGCUAUGUAUGGGGUCAAGCAUUGUGGAUUACUUUGCAUAUAAUGCGAUUGUUAUUGGUGGUGGAACCAUGUCACAUUGCAACGAGGGAGUCCAAGAAAACUAUACAAAUUGUGUCCGAGAUCGAGCGAAGAACUAAUGAGCCGAUACUAGUGGAAGAGAUCAAAAAGUUUUGGCAACAGUUACUUGUUAUCGAUGUAGAAUUCUCCGCGCUGGGGCUAUGUCGUAUUAAUAGAAAUAUUUUGACAUCGUUGAGCUCAGCCGUUGCUACGUAUCUUGUCAUUUUAAUACAGUUCCAGAAAUCCGGCGGAUAA